UAUACUGUCGCUCUAAAUAGUAUGGUGUUAUAAUAGUAUGAUGGCCUAGCCUCCUUUCAUACUGUUUAGUGCUGUAGCAUGCGUCUGGGAAGUAGUAUACUGCUAACAGUCUUUCCUGGGCAAUAGUAGAAGUUGGCACCAACCUUCACUUUGGGUGGCUUUACAUAGUCAAGUUCACAGGUUUCAGAAAAAAGAACAAGAAGAGGAAAUGUCUUCAAAGCAGCACUGAACAGAUUUUGUGUUGAGAUGAAGAGGCCCUUGUUAUGACAGCCUAUGUGGAGAUGUCUGGAGACAACAGCACAUUGUCCUGGAAACCAGCUCCUGGUGAACCCCAGCAGAAGAGUAAAGAUUGCUCUGAAAAUGCAGGCACUGUGAAGAUCCUCAAAGUGUGCUUCAUUAGCAACAGCUUCAAUCUGGGAAAGAACUUUAAACUUGUAAAAUGUGACAGUUCCUGGGAAAUUAAGGCUAUUAUUCAGAGUAUCUUAGAAAGUGGGAGGCUUGGUCCAAACAUUAAAUUCACUGGCUGCUAUGGCUUGCGGCUUAAACACCUCAAAUCAGAUGAAGUGCACUGGCUCCAUCCGAACUUGACAGUAAAUGAGGUGGAGAAGAAGUAUGAGCAGCAGCAUGUGGAGGCAGAGUGGAGAUAUGACUUGAGAAUCCGGUACAUCCCCUCUGAUUUCUUGGCGAAGCUGAACGAAGAUAAAACCACCAUGCUGUAUUUUUACCACCAGGUCCGCAGUGACUACAUGCAGCACUGUGCCAGUAGAGUCAGUGAUGGCAUGGCUUUACAGUUAGGGUGCUUGGAGAUCAGGAGAUUUUACAAAGAUAUGAAUGCCAAUGGAUUGGAAAAAAAAUCUAAUUUUGACCUGCUAGAGAAAGAAGUGGGCCUUGACUUGUUCUUUCCACAGGAGCUGAUGAACAGUAUGAAGCCCAAGCAACUCAGGAAAUUGAUCCAGCAAACAUUCCAGCAGUAUUCAUCUCUGAAGGAAGAACAAUGCAUUAUGAAGUUCUUUGAAACUUUCUCAAUGUUUUCCAGCUUCGAUGAGGAAGUUUUCCCUUGUGAGCUAGUGCAAGGAUGGAGUUUAGCUGUAGACCUUGUUAUCAGUUCUAAAGGCAUUUGCCAACGCAUUGACAAGAAUUCAACGCCCGUCUGCUUAGCUGAUUUCAAACAAAUUCAAAAGAUCAAAUGUUCCUCUCAGAAUGAUGGAAAGGCUCUGUUAUAUAUCGAAAUUCAGGGAGUUAAACAGCCUUUGUCCAUCAACACGGCCUCAUUAGCAACUGCUGAGAACAUGGCUGACCUCAUAGAUGGUUAUUGGCGGUUAGGAAGUGGAAAAGACACAUCUUUGAUUGUGAGAUCAAAAAAAGACAAAGAAGCUAGACUUUCUCUACCUCGUAUUCCUCAUAGUCAAAGAAAGGAAGGUACCUCAGCCCACAGAGCGAGCAUGAACUCAGACAUAUACGUAGAGAUACCCGAUCAAAAGACUGAAACAGUGGACAAGCAUAGCAUUUCAAGAGACAGCAUUGUCCUCGGGCGGCUCCUGGGUGAAGGUUUCUUUGGGGAGGUUAAUGAAGGGGUUUACAAAAGCAAGACAGGAGAGAGGGUGAGUGUUGCAGUGAAGACAUGCAAGGACUGCUCUGCUGAUGUCAAAGAAAAGUUUAUGAGCGAAGCUGUAAUCAUGAAGAAACUUGAUCACCCCCAUAUUGUGAGACUGGUUGGAAUCAUCGAGGAGGACCCAGUGUGGAUUGUAAUGGAGCUUUACCAGUAUGGAGAGCUAGGAAAUUACCUGAUCGAGAACCAGCAGAAACUGGCCAAUGUAACCCUCAUCCUGUACAGCCUGCAGGUCUGCAAAGCUUUGGCGUACCUGGAGGGUGUGAAUAUGGUACACAGAGACAUUGCUGUAAGAAACAUUCUGGUUGCUAAACCAGAUUGCGUGAAGCUGGGUGAUUUUGGCUUGUCUAGAUACAUAGAGGAAGAAGAGUACUACAAAGCCUCUGUGAGUCGAAUGCCUAUCAAAUGGAUGGCUCCUGAAUCUAUUAACUUCAGACGUUUUACUUCAGCUAGUGAUGUCUGGAUGUUUGCUGUGUGUGUGUGGGAGAUCAUGAGUUGGGGUCAGCAGCCUUUCUUCUGGCUGGAGAACAAAGAUGUCAUCAUACAGCUGGAACAGGGCAUGCGGCUGCCCAAGCCUGAACUGUGCCCUCCUGCCCUUUACUCCCUCAUGACAUGCUGCUGGACCUAUGACCCCAAAGAGAGACCCUCUUUCACUGAACUCGUCUGUAAACUCAAUGAGGUCUACAAGAUGGAGCAAGAGCAGGCAGUGGAAGGGCAAAGGAACAGAACACGUCUCUCAAGGAUGGCCAGUUGUGAUGCUCCACCUAAGCCAUCAAGACAGAGAACCACAGACUUUAACACUAUUAACCCAAGAUUACACACUCAGCUCCCUGACUAUCUGUGUGCUAGUUUACCUGCGUUCGCUCGCCCACCAGGCUUCCGAUCAACUCACAGCAGCACAAUGACCCUGCCUAUGUCCCCGCGGCGCUGCAGCGUGGGGGAACGGAGCUUUGGAUGUGAGCCAUCUAGUGUAGAGGAUGCUCAACGACUGUGGGAGUUGGACAAGCAGCAUAUGGAGGAGACUCUUCGGAGGCAAAAACAUGAGAUGAUGGCAGACAGCCAAUGGCUUGAGAAAAAGGAGAAACUGCUGGAUCCAACAGUCCAUAAUGAUGCACAAACAAAAAUGACACCAGAAACAGAGACAGGCUAUGCUCAGUUUCAAAGUCCCCCGGAAAAGCCUCCCAGACGGAUUGUGCAGCCAGCUCCCACAGCAGAACUGGACCGCUCUGAAGAUAAGGUCUACCACAAUGUGAUGGAAAUGGUCAAAAUGGUGAUGAAACUCAAGAAUGACGUCAACACACUUCCACCUUCUGAGUAUGUUCGUGUUGUGAAGGAUGUGGGACUGACUUUGCGCAACCUAAUCCAUAGUGUGGAUGAGGUCUUACCAAGCCUGCAUGAGUCAGUCAGGACUGAGAUUGAAGGCACUCAGAAGUUACUGAAUAAGGACCUAGCAGAGCUGAUCAGUAAGAUGCGGCUGGCCCAGCAGAACGCCAUCACCUCUUUGAGGGACGAGUGUAAAAAGCAGAUGCUGACAGCAGCUCACACAUUGGCGAUGGACUCUAAGAACCUUUUGGAUGCUGUGGACCAGGCCCGUGUACGAGCCAAUAUCGCCAAACCUAAACCUAGCUGAUUUGCUCUAGCCUGGUGAUAGAUUAACAUUUCCCAAAGAGGUGUCACAGAAGCUGAGGAUGCCUCACUAAUCUUGUUUAUAUCACGUUGCUAGAAAGUAAAAGGAAGGAGAUAGCAAGAGAUUUUUGCCUCAUCAAUUUUAGCCUUUUAUGAUACAAAGGUACUGCAGUUAUUUAUGGUAACAGACUAGAAUGAAAGCUGGGCUUUCUUUACAGAAUAUUUAAAAUAAGACCUUUUUAUUCAAUAUUGCUUCUAAAUUGCUCAUAGUCAUUCUCAUUUCAAAGGUACUUUU
Molecule: messenger RNA, 3530 nt
Organism: Hemibagrus wyckioides
Lineage: Eukaryota; Metazoa; Chordata; Actinopteri; Siluriformes; Bagridae
Gene: ptk2ba
Product: protein tyrosine kinase 2 beta, a
Exons: 31
Coding region: 264-3239 (991 amino acids)
Biological process (GO): protein phosphorylation; signal complex assembly
Cellular component (GO): focal adhesion; cytoskeleton
Molecular function (GO): ATP binding; protein tyrosine kinase activity
Source: RefSeq, a predicted model, not a curated record